Messenger RNA from Acanthocheilonema viteae, 925 nucleotides. The record is from the annotation of a GenBank genome assembly. NCBI's taxonomy places the organism in Eukaryota, Metazoa, Nematoda, Chromadorea, Rhabditida, Onchocercidae.
GAUUGCAUCAAUUUUGCAAAAGAUCAAUCCGAAUUGGUCUGAUGAUCGCUUAUUCCAGGAGACUCGAAAAAUUGUCGGUGCUGAAGUACAAGCAAUAACGUACAAAGAAUAUUUACCUAAAAUUUUGGGAAAUUCGAUGGAUAAACAUAUUGGUCCUUAUAGAGGAUACGAUCCACGAGUUGAUCCCACCGUUUCCAAUGUAUUUACAACUUCAGCUUAUCGAUUUGGACAUGGAAUGCUUCAGGAAUUUUAUCAACGGUUAGAUUUCUCGGGAAAUAAUAUUUCUCAUGGAGGAUUUCUAUUUGGUGAUGGUGUUUUCAAAUCGAGCAAAAUUUUAUUUGAAGGUGGAAUUGAUCCAAUUUUACAAGGUUUCAUGAUGACACCUGUAAAACGACCUCAUCGAAUGACUAAAGCAAUCACAGAGAAAAUGUUUGGCAGUACCGAUCUUGGAUCCGUCAAUAUUCAACGUGGACGCGAUCACGGAUUACCGUCAUACAAUAAAUGGCGACAUUUUUGUGGAAUGCCGUUGGCUAAUGAUUUUGAAGACUUGAAAAAUGAAAUUUUAGACAAAAAUGUACGUGCCGGUUUAGCAAAAACUUACAAAACACUUGAUGAUAUCGAUUUAUAUAUCGGUUCAAUGGUUGAAGAUCCGGUUAUUGGCGGUUUAGUUGGUACGACAUUGGCUUGUCUAAUUGGUGAUCAGUUUAAGAGGUUACGUGAUGGUGACAGAUUUUACUACGAGCGUCCCGGUGUUUUUACUCAAGCGCAAUUAGCAGAACUUCAAAAGGUUACAAUGGCCAGUAUCAUUUGCAGUAACGGUGAUCAUUUUAGUACCAUUUCACAGGAUGCAUUUUUGAUAACACAAAGACGUCUUGUACAAUGUUCAUCAAUUCCACAAAUUGAUUUAACAAAAUGGCGAGAAUAA